CUUUCUCGACGCAAAGCCUCGACUAUUUGAAUGUGUGAGGUAAAAACUGGCCAGUCCCGAAGAAUCAUCUCUACCAUGAUGGACGUGGGAACUUUACUUUGCCGCUCGUUGCUGCUGGCUUUACUUGUAUUCUCGGUGACCCAAGAGGCGCGAGGAUUGUUGUGUUAUUGUGAGCGAUGCGUAAAUCGGACAUGCAACAGCAACGGCCUGUGUUAUGCGAUUUUCACAAAGUCUGCCCGACAGAUCGUAAUAGGGAUGCGUCAGUGCAUUCAUCAAGAUCAACUUUACCCACCGGACAGGCCUUUCCAGUGUGCCCCCUCCAACAGCCACAUGCAACCGUACUGCUGCGGCACUCACAUGUGCAACAAGAACCCAAAAGUCAGCCCAGGUGAGUCAGUGCCAGUGUCAGUGAUGGAGGGAGAUUCUGUCACUUUAUACACUAAUCUUACUGAAAUACGUAAAGAUGAAGAAAUACUGUGGGAACAUGGAGCUGAAAACUCUCUGAUAGCUCAAAUCAGUAGAGCUGCUGGAAUCUUCUCCACAUCUGAUGGUCCUGAUGGGAGAUUCAGAGACAGACUGAAGCUGGACAAUCAAACUGGAUCUCUGACCAUCACAAACACCAGAACUGAACAUGCUGGAGAUUAUAAACUAGGGAUAAAUGGAGUGGAUCUGACCAAAAAAGAUUUAGUGUUUCUGUCUAUGAAGUCCAUUGGUGUGGUCCAACUGAAGCUGUGAUCCGAUUGGUCCUCUCUGGUCUGGUGGGCGUGGCUACUGUCAUUCUUCUGGUUUAUGAAAUCAGAUCCAGAAGAUUAAUAUCAUAAAUAUUAUGACACAUCUUGGAUUUUUAAUCUGAAAAGAUGCAAAUGGAAUUUUAUAAAAGUUUAGAAUAUAUAUAUUAUAUGAAAAAAAUAAAUCACACUGUUUAAGGAAAGAAACACAGUUGCAAUCAUAAUUAUUUGACGCCCACUGCUAAUCAGAUUUAUUAGCAAAGUUUACAGACUUUCAGCUGUUUGCAAUGAACAAAUCAAACAAAAGCUGAACACAGCGAAUGUUUCAAGUGGUUUCCUCUAAUUCAACUGAAAAUGCAAUGUUUCAUGGCUUAAAAACACAUCAGCAUGAUAAGAACUACCUAAAAUGACAAACUGUAUUUGGGAAAAAAAUAUUUUAUGUGUAAUUGCAUUUUUUAGUUUGGCUCGCAUCCUAAUCGAUUACUUGGAGAUGGUCAGUUUUAUGAUCUAUACUGCAGAAGGACACUGGGAUGUGCAGCACACUUGGGGAUGGACAUGGUGCUUUUGUCCGCAUGUUUUAUGUGACAUUCCAGUAUCAUUUGUUUCAUAUUGCACUUUUUUAAAAUCAUAUUAUUCUCAUUAUAGACUCUUGUUCAUGAUUUAGCUAUAUAUUUAAUAUAAGUUGUAUUUAGAUGACUGAUCUGAGUAGUGGCAGAGUAAAUAUUAUAGUGCAAUCUGUGAGGGUUUGAUGACCUCUAGUGGUGAGUUUUAGGAAUUGCAGAUACAUUUUAUACUUUUUGAGCCGUUUGACCAUGUGAUAGACUGCACAAAUAUAAACAGAAGAUCUAAAACUAAUUCAAAAUAUCAAUAACUACAAUACCUAAUAAAGAUACUUAAAUAACCUGUUAAUAAAAAUUUAAAUAAACUGUUUAUUUAAAAUGUGCACGUUACAUUUAUGAAAAUUGUUAUUAAAAGCAAAAGUAAAAUUAUAUACUUGCAAAAACAUGCAAAAAAAAAGUGCAAAAGUGACAUCCAGAUUCAUAUACUAUAGAAGUAUUUAUACAAUUCCAUAAGGAUUUCAAAUUCUAAUGAGUUCUAAUGAACCAAACA
This is a messenger RNA of Megalobrama amblycephala (Wuchang bream), 1838 nucleotides long. RefSeq lists its product as uncharacterized. The coding region runs from base 31 to 735 and encodes 234 amino acids. Gene Ontology annotation, cellular component: membrane. The transcript has 4 exons. The record is from RefSeq and is a predicted model, not a curated record. Lineage: Eukaryota; Metazoa; Chordata; Actinopteri; Cypriniformes; Xenocyprididae. Gene Ontology annotation, molecular function: transmembrane receptor protein serine/threonine kinase activity.